Molecule: messenger RNA, 609 nt
Organism: Pelobates fuscus (common spadefoot toad)
Lineage: Eukaryota; Metazoa; Chordata; Amphibia; Anura; Pelobatidae
Product: olfactory receptor 5AR1-like
Exons: 1
Coding region: 1-609 (202 amino acids)
Biological process (GO): G protein-coupled receptor signaling pathway
Cellular component (GO): membrane
Molecular function (GO): olfactory receptor activity; odorant binding
Source: RefSeq, a predicted model, not a curated record
AUGGCUUAUGAUCGCUAUGUAGCAAUCUGUCACCCUCUUCAUUACUCAAUUCUUAUGAGUCCAAAGCACUGUGCUCGACUUCUACUUUCAGUGUGGGUCAUGGGUUUACUCGAUCCUGUUGCACAUACUAUUUUAAUUGCAAAUUUUUCAUAUUGUCGUUCACACCAUAUUGACCACAUUUUCUGUGAUUUAACUUCAUUGCUUAAACUUACCUGUAGUGAUACAUUUACUAUCGAGAUAUGGAAUUACAUUGAUGGGACUCUCCUAAGUGUCAGUGCAUUUAUACUAACAUUGAUAUCUUAUGUGUUUAUUAUCUCUACUAUUCUAAAUAUACAAUCAGCAAGUGGUCGACAUAAAGCUUUUUCUACCUGUGCCUCUCACAUAACUUGUGUUAUUAUAUUUUAUGGAACAUUGAUCUGUUUGUAUAUGAGACCAAUAUCUAUGUAUUCUCCAGGACAGGACAAGUUUUUUGCUCUUUUAUAUAUCAUACUUAUUCCAGUGUUGAAUCCUCUUCUUUACACCCUGAAGAAUAAAGACUUUAAAAAUGUUUUUAAAAAGAUUAAUAAAACAUUGUUUGGUUCUGAGCUAUAUUUUAAAGAUGUCCAAUAA